AUGCGGAUUGUGACGCUCGUCGCAAUUGCCUUGCUCGCCGCCGGAGCUGCCCGUGGCGAUGGCGAUCCAGCCUCCUGCUCGGUCGAUUACAGCUACGUCGGCGCCUUCUCCUCGACUCUGGAUCACUGCCGCCGAUCGCCUCCGGGUAAGAACAGCAGCGAUUGCUGCUCCGCGCUGCUCACUACCUUUGGGAUCGGCCUGGCCGACUACCUCCGGCGAUCGGGAGGGUUUGAGUUCGCGGAUCUCCCCACGGCCAAUGCGUGCCUGAAAUCCUUCCAGGCGGAGCUCGAUUCUCACGGCACAGGCACGGAUUUCGUCCGGGAUUGCCCCUUCGAGCCGCCGAUGUUCGUCCAGUCGCCAAUCUGCGCGGGAGUUAUGAAUAUUUCGGACUGGAAGAGGGUCGUGGCUCCAGAUCUGGAUCGCGCGCUGGAGCGCUCGUGUGGCGGCGAUCUUAGCAGCGCCUUGCGGUGCCAGUCGUGCACGGACGAUGUCACCAGGGUUGUUCUUGAGCUCCAGGGCCUCUCCAACAGCACCAGCGUCGGCCAACAGUGUGUUUACGUCUCGUGCCUCUAUGCCGCCGGGGUGGUCAACAAGCUUGGGCCCAAGGAGCCCUCUACAGCAGUGUGUGUCCUUGGCUUGACUCCACCAUCGGCAGGAGCUCCGGGAGGCUCGAGAGGGACCGACGCGAAGCUCUACAUUGGCAUCGGCGUUGGAGGCUCUGCGAUCGCUCUAGCCGGAGCACUGAUCGCGUGUAUUUUCCUCUUCCACCGGAGACGGAAGAAGCGGGAGCUUGUCCAGUCGUCGCUGGUGGGACUGUCGAGGAUGCCCAACCUGGGGCUCAUCAAGUUCAGCUUCGAGGAGAUCAAAGCUGGCACGCAGAACUUCAGCUCCAAAAACUUCAUCGGCGAGGGUGGCUAUGGCCGGGUCUAUCGAGGAGUUCUCGCAAAGCGUGGGAACUCGGAGGUGGCGGUGAAAGUCAUGAAGGCGAGCUCCAAGGAGAACAAUGCCGAGUUUCUCAACGAGGUGGAGGUGAUCAACCGGGUGAGACACAGGAAUCUCCUCUACGUCCGAGGAGCUUGCGUCCAUGCAAACGGGCCCGACUCGCAGCACAUCCUCGUCUACGACUACAUGCCAAACGGCUGCCUGCAAACUUAUCUCUCGUCCGGAACCUUGUCAUGGCAGCAGCGCAGGAAGAUCGCCAUCGGCAUAGCAGUCGGGAUAAACUACCUCCACAACGAGGUGGAGCCGUCUAUCAUCCACAGGGACAUCAAGCCGAGCAACAUCCUUCUCGACGAGGAUCUCAACGCUCGAGUGGCAGACUUUGGGCUCGCGAAGAUCAGCCCCGAGGGGAUGAGCCACCUUACAACCAGAGUGGCUGGAACUCCGAUCUACAUGGCGGUCGAGUACGCUCUCUACGGCCAGUGCAGCGACAAAGUCGACGUCUACAGCUUUGGGGUCCUACUCUUGGAGCUCAUGAGUGGGAGGAGAGCUCUCGACACGAGCCAAGAGAACCCGGUGCACUACCACAUCGUGGACUGGGCGUGGAGCUUGGUCAAGGCCGGAAGAUUGCCGGAGAUCAUCGAUGAGAAGAUCCGGGAGAGUGAUCCGGCAGCCAUUGUUCUCCAGCAGCGGUUCGUGCUGGUUGGCAUACUCUGCGCACACUUGCUGGUGGCGGUCAGGCCUCCGAUCUCUCAGGCUCUCAAGCUGCUCGAGGACAACGAUACGAUCCCCCCGAUUCCAGAUCGACCACCGCCUUACAUCUUCGCAGGCCACACUCUGGUCGAUGGAGAAGAAGUUAACUUAUUUUCCAGUUCUUCUCAGACUUCGGCUCCUUGAACACUAUUUUGGAGCAACUCUUUCUCUCGCUUACGCCAUAGAAGCUGUACAGGCUGUGAGAGACUGGAACCUCUCUCUCUCACAAAAUCUCCACCAGCAACGGGUCCCCGAUCGACAAAGCUCUUAUUCUUCUCACGAUCUCCGAGACGUUUCUAGCGCUCCAGGGACGAACCAAGUGCUUGCUCUUCCGGUAAAACACGGCGGGAUCGCGCCUCACGCUCGUCUCGGCCACGUACUUGAACGCUUCGGAGUCGUAGCUCGCUGGCUUCUCCAUGGCCAAGAAGAAGAGCGGUAUCGCCAGCUCCGGACGGAGCUCCAGUUUCACCCCGAUUGGAACUAGGGCCUUGAAGUCGCUCACGUAGCGGUGGGGGAUGUAGAAGGAAUCGGAGCUCGAGACAAC
Selaginella moellendorffii is the source of this 2236-nucleotide messenger RNA. Its product is annotated as probable receptor-like protein kinase At1g11050. The transcript has a single exon. Gene Ontology annotation, biological process: protein phosphorylation. The record is from RefSeq and is a predicted model, not a curated record. The coding region runs from base 1 to 1836 and encodes 611 amino acids. Gene Ontology annotation, molecular function: ATP binding; protein kinase activity. NCBI's taxonomy places the organism in Eukaryota, Viridiplantae, Streptophyta, Lycopodiopsida, Selaginellales, Selaginellaceae.